This is a messenger RNA of Gambusia affinis (western mosquitofish), 5469 nucleotides long. It is a transcript of the gene sall2, whose product is annotated as spalt-like transcription factor 2. NCBI's taxonomy places the organism in Eukaryota, Metazoa, Chordata, Actinopteri, Cyprinodontiformes, Poeciliidae. Gene Ontology annotation, biological process: regulation of transcription by RNA polymerase II. The transcript has 3 exons. Gene Ontology annotation, cellular component: nucleus. Gene Ontology annotation, molecular function: RNA polymerase II cis-regulatory region sequence-specific DNA binding; DNA-binding transcription factor activity, RNA polymerase II-specific. The record is from RefSeq and is a predicted model, not a curated record. The coding region runs from base 557 to 4141 and encodes 1194 amino acids.
GGCGGGAGGGAAAAAAAUGCAGCUGUCCGACUGCGCAUCCCCGGGACUGAACAGGGAAAUGCUGCGCAAGUGUCCCGGCUGAAAGACGGAGCCGAUCAAAACCCCGGAGCUCCGGAGCGUUUCUUCCCUCCCUCCCUUCCUGCUCUUCACCGCUCCUGUCAUUCCACAACAUCGGUGCCAAAAGAGGGGGCUUUAAGAAAAAAACAAAAACCAAACAAUAAAAAAAAAUCAUCGCUUCCAACACGAUCACAACCUGCCAGUGAAGUAAAUUUCCUUUACAUUCAUCACGGAUUCUCUCUUAUGCUCCCCAUCUUCUCAAAACUCCCAUCUGCCCCUUGCUCUUUGUGCAUCUUUUAAAGACUUUCAGAUCCCCCACUACCCACACGGGCUCCAUUAACACCCUCGUUGCCAGGACGGCCAUUCAAAGAUUUACCAAACACUCUUUCCUAUUACUUUCCAUACAGAUCUUUCUAUCACCAAAUAUCUACCUUUCCUUUGACUCUGCCUGAAUCCUGAUUCUCUAGUGCUACUUGGCCACUGUUCCCAGAGUGCACACAUGGCCUCUCCCAAGUUGGGCCUGUCAGCCACAACCACCACUUCCUCUUCCUCCUCAUCAUCCUCAGCCUCACUAGGCCCUACACCACACCCUGGAAGCCCCAGUCGGGUACCUGAGGGUCCCCCAAGUCCUGUAACUCCCACCCCAAGCCCAGGAUUAACAUCUGCUUCAGCAACACCCGUAAGGACCCAACUGAGCAUCGCUCUGAUCCUAGAGGAGCUCCGGGUGCUGCAGCAACGGCAGAUCCACCAGAUGCAGAUAACUGAGGAGAUCUGUAGACAGGUGUUACGCCUGGGUGGGGACUCCUACACCAUAGACACACCACCCCAGCAUAUCCUCCCCUCUUUGCCUCAACUCUGUCUGGAAGGUAACAAAAAUACAUCCGGCUCCAUAACCCAGCCAGCAGCACCGCAACCCACUACUUCUUUGGCUCCUCUCUUAUCAUGUUUCUCUUCCCUGCACCCCUCUCAAACAGCCAACAAAACCACACAGCCAGGCACGUCAUUGUCUCAGAUCUUGCAACCUCAUAAAUCACAGUUUGAAGGAACAGGAAAGACUGGUCAGUCAUGGGAAACCUCCCAAUGCUCUUCUUCAUUCACAACAUCCUCUGCAGGUGUCUCUGUGCCUUCUUCCACUUAUGCUUUAGCUCUAUCCUUAGCGCUACCCAAUCGCUACCUACAUGAGAAGUCUUCCAAUACUACAUCCGCAGGUGGGCAGAGUGAUUUGUCCUUUUUAAGCUCAUCCCUUACCACACCUCAGUCUAUAAACCCAAACUCACAGUUGCAAGCUGCCUCUGUCGGCAGCGACUCAUCCACAUCAAGUUCCAACACUGCUAGCCGUCUACAGCACGUAUGUCGCUUUUGUGGAAAAGUGUUCAGCAGUGAUUCUGCUCUGCAGAUACAUCUCCGUUCACACACAGGAGAACGGCCCUAUCAGUGUCCCGUGUGCUUCAGUCGUUUCACAACACGGGGCAAUCUGAAGGUGCACUUCCUUCGUCACCGGGAACAAAAUCCAGAGCUUUCACUUUCACUCCUGCCACCAUCUUUCUUUGGGAUAGCCUUAGGAGCCAGUGGGGGAUCAGAUAUUGGACAAAUCACUGAUAGUUCUGGGAGUACCAGUGGGAUGAAUAUAGCACAAAAAAAGCGAAAAAGUAGGGCGGAGGAUGAAACAUGUGGAGACAACUUGACCAUCAGUGGUAAUAGUAGUGGCAUUUCUAUGGGGACCUCGGGUGAGUCAGCUCCAUCCACUUUGCCCCUACCGCCUAGUGUGGACCUAGCUCUGAUUUCACAUUCUCUCCUGCAGCUUAAUAGGGCUGCUGCUAGUGCUUCCUCUAUCCCAACCUCUUCAUCCUCCACCUCUUCUUUAGCGUCCUCCCUUCUCUCGAACCCUUCUCUGUCUUCAUCGUCUACCAUAGCUGGGUUAUUCAAAGGCGUCAAACAGCAGCGCUUUGAUGAAAACACUCCACCUUAUGCACCUCUGCUAUCCCCUGCUGCUUAUUCCCAACUAGCUCACCUACCAAAGCUCCUUUUCUCACCUGUUUCAACUUGUUCAUCUACCCAAGCUGCCCACUCACCCCUCUACAGCCAUCCAUCACUGAGCUUACUACGCACCCAGCUACCUUCUAUUGCAGGAUCCCAACCACAUGCCUCUUCCAGUCAUUCACAGCUUUCUUUUCCUAUUUCAUCCCUUCCCAAAAAUCCCAGUUCACCCACUACCACCAUUCAGUCCUUUCUGCCCACAUCCAUAGCAACUGCUACUCCCACAUCUGAAACCUCUAAGUUGCAGAGACUAGUCGAGAAGCUAGAGAAGUCCCCUUCACUUUCCUGCACUCCAUGGUUUUCCUCCUCUACUCCAACAUCCAUGUUGGAGAUUUUGUCAAGCCCCACCACUUCGUCUACUGGGAGUUCAUCAAACACCCGCUUCACAAAUGCAGGCAGCUCCAUGACCAAUGUAGUUGCAUCUCCAUCAUCAAACAUCACCACAUCAGUCUCCCAAUUCACCCGUGAGAUGAUUGUUGCUCUUAGAAUGAGUGGCAAUGAAGGAAAUACCAUGACGGGUGGUGUGCUACCAUCACCAAAUGCCGCUAGUUCAACCCAUAACUUGACAACCAAUCAGUGUGGGGUGUGCCUUCGGGUGUUGAGUUGUCCAAGAGCACUGCGGCUGCACCAGGCCACACACCUUGGAGAACGUCCGUUUCCAUGUAAGAUAUGUGGGCGCUCCUUCUCUACCAAAGGCAGCCUGCGGUCACAUCUUGCUACUCAUCAUGCCCGGCCACCCAAUGUCCAAAACUCUUGCCCGUUGUGCCAGCGUAAGUUUACCAAUGCUCUUGUUCUUCAGCACCACAACUCACAGUUCCAAACUCAAACUCUUGGUUCAGCUCCUGUCCCUUCUAGCAAAAAACCAGCUGAGAAAAAUAUUGGUAAUUCACCACCCUCCAGCCCAAAUCAAAUCCCCCCAGCUGACCUCAGCCCCGACCCAGCUAUGGACUCUAACACACAAAGCCCACCACGCAGCUCUGAAGAUCCUCCUGUCCUUUGUGUCAGUGCACCACUAAAGGUCUCCCAAAAGUCAGACUCAGCUUUGCCUCCUAAUGAAGACGACGAAGUCCAACAUCAGGAAUCUAUUGACAUGUUCAUUCCAACAUCUAACCCCUCACCACUUCUCUUUAGUGAUAACAAAACUACAGAGUCACCCCCUUCGAUGAUGAUGGACUCCACAAAGAUGAAAGAAUCACCUAACAUCGAUGCUUUCCUUGAUUCCAAACCAAACCCAGAGGACUUACAAAGCACACCCGUUACUGAUGCUCCUUUUGAUUACACUAGUUCAACCUCUAACCUUAUGUCAACUGAAGAUGUUUGUGAUGCUGGCACAAAGGCAGCUUUGGGAUCACACUCAGACGCCGCAAGGCCACAAUCACCAGAACCCAUGGAGGAAGCCAAAGGCCGAUCUCCUACAAAUGCACCACCAAAACAAGAGCAAGUAACUGUACCUGAGAAAGACCUCAAAAUGACACCCAUGGUGGAGAAUGCAGACCCCAUAUUUGCUGAAGUAAGGGAGGGAUUGCACAAGCAAGUCACAUCUGUCAGAGAGACAGGCCAAAGCUUUCUCUUUGGUUCAUAUGGGAGGGAAGACCAGGCGGAUGCAAGUAAAAUGAGUGGACUGGUUUCAAACGAAGCUCUGGAAGCUUCACUGCCCAUUAGCCUUGCUCCAACCCUCCCAUCUCCAAUGUCCCGUCCUGAAAAGAAAACUUACUGCUGUGCCGAGUGUGGAAAAGAGUACGCCAGUCGCAGUGGAUUAAAGGGACACAUGAAGCACCAUGGGGGUGCAGCCAAACCAUCCCGUCCACCGGCCAGGAGCAGUCGCUCCUCCUCCGACCAGAUUCCUUCGUCUACAUCUUCUGUGUCCUUAAACAUUCCAGCCACCAGGAGCUCAGGGGGCUUUUGGAACCAGUAUCAAGCCUUCCUCAACACCAGUACUCAGUCAGCUGAUGAGCAGAAGGCUGUGGGUCAAGGUGAAAAUAAAUCAGCACAGAAGAAUACUGGAACCUCAGAGGAAGCUGGGGAAGAACCAGACAAAGAUUCAUAACUUAAGACAGACUGUUUGGCUAGAAAAUGUUUUUGGUAUUUCAUUUUAUUGUUUGUCCUUAAGCACAACUCCAUUGCCCUUCACAAAGUAUUGCUUCCACAACACAUUUGAGACAGUUUGAUAAUCAGUGUAAUAUGUUCAUAUGUAAAGUUUGUGAGCCAACCAUCUUGGCUGUCUUUGUGUUACAAAAGACGCAGUAGUCCAAUUAUUUCUGGCUUUGCCAGCAAUUGUCUCGAAGCCUUGAAUUAUGUGAUUCAUAGUACUAAUCAUGAACAUACAAGAAGACCCUGUUCUAGCAUCUUCAUGAAAAGUACUCAAAAAGAGCAAGUUUGCCCAUUUUUACCUUGUUUUUGAAACACUUUGUGACUGUUGUACCAUGUGGUAGCGCUCAUCCAUGUGGCACCAAAGAAGGUUCAGUACCACCAAAAAGAACUGUUUUGGUAAUGCUUCAGGGUUGUUUUUUGUUUUGCCUCCUCACCAUUUUACCAAACGUUUUUGGGCUACCAGGACAUUUCUUACCCAUGAUACAUCAGGUUGUACCCACCUUUCCAUAAUUGUCUGUCAUUUCUUCAUGCUCUAUUGUAGGGAAAUGUGCUUAUUUGAUUACAGUAAUUUUGUUUUUAAUGUUACUGCAGGACGUUACUCACAGUUAUUGGGAUUGAAAACUCAUCUGCCAUCUCAUCUGUCUCAGAAUCACAAGGUCCGAACAAGAUCACUGACCCAAUCAAUGUAACUACUGUGUAACACAAAAUCUUAUGAAAACAACAUGCAGUUGAAUUUCAGUUUAAAGAGCGAUUUAUCUCUCUUACUCGCUAAAAAUAUCUAACUACUGAGAGAAAUAAAGCGUUGUUCCUACAUGAGUUCAAAUUAGUUCUACAUGUACAAAAUAGAAAUAGGAAGAAACAAAAGAAGUUCAUGUUGAUGCAGUUUGGUGAAGGGGAGCUGACCCAGCAAUGGUAAAAAAGAAACAAAAUGAAGAAUUUACUUUGUAAGAGAAUAUAAAGGCAAUACAAUGCAGCGCUAUUGGAAUAAGAAGACUUUUGCUCCUAUUUUUUGUUCAUUUUCUUGUGAGGAGGGGAGCACCGGUUCAUGUCUUGUAGUCUAUUUUUUCUACUGUAUUGUCCUAUUGAAACAAAAGCACAUGUGCUGUUGUGAGCCCAGCGUGGGCGCGGUCUGUCCUGUGAUGUUAGCCCUUCAGCUUGGGGAAUGUUAUUGUUACUGUUGCUGUAUGACCAUGAGUGAGAUCUGUAACACAUUUAAAGCUACUAAACCUACUAAACCUACAUGUUUAUAAGUAUAUAUACAUUAAAAUAUAUGUCAGUUUGUUG